Molecule: messenger RNA, 3336 nt
Organism: Antechinus flavipes (yellow-footed antechinus)
Lineage: Eukaryota; Metazoa; Chordata; Mammalia; Dasyuromorphia; Dasyuridae
Gene: PLA2G2D
Product: phospholipase A2 group IID
Exons: 5
Coding region: 512-1072 (186 amino acids)
Biological process (GO): arachidonate secretion; phospholipid metabolic process; lipid catabolic process
Molecular function (GO): calcium ion binding; phospholipid binding
Source: RefSeq, a predicted model, not a curated record
GAAGGAAGGAAGGAAGGAAGGAAGGAAGGAAGGAAGGAAGGAAGGAAGGAAGGAAGGAAGAAGAGAGAGAGGGGGAGAGAGGGAAAAAGAGAAGAAGGGAGAGGCAUAGAAAGGGUCCUUCAAGAAACUUACAACUAAUGAGAGAAGACUACACACAAAAGGAAGCUGAAAACUAGAGGAAGGGAAAGAGGGAAUCAGAAAGGGAAGGAGACAUGAUGGAGAAGGCAGAAAUGUCCCAGAGGAGAGGUGCCAAAUAAGAAAUCAGUUAUGAGCUAAGCUUUUUUUAAUGCAGUUUGAGGAAAGUGAGUCAGGUAUUGAUUAAAUCAUCUAACCAAAUUCACACAGCUAGUAGGGAAGUUUCUGCCUUCCAAUCUGGGCCAAAUCUUCAUAGGCUGGUUUUCUUCCUUGGUUUUUUCUAGCCCUCAUCAGGACAAGGUCACAGGGCAACCAAACCAGUUUAUACAGCUCAGCCAUCCAGCUUGGAGACAGUCCAGAUUGGCCGUCUUGGACCAUGCAACUGCUGUUCCAGUCUCUUCUCCUCUACACAACUCCAUCCAGCAUAGUCUUAUUCCAAGAGGAAAGAUCCAGCCAGAACUACAUUGUCACUACUCCACUGCAGACCCUUAUCACCUCACAUCUGGACUACUGUAAUAGUCAUCAGUGGAAAGAAAAGGGAGCAAUAGCUCCAAGCCAUGGGAGCCUGAAGCAGCUGAAUAAAAUGAUUAAACAGGCAACAGGAAAAAAUCCUCUCUUCAGUUAUCUAAACUAUGGGUGCCACUGUGGACUAGGAGGCAAAGGUCAACCCAAAGAUGCAACUGACUGGUGCUGCAAGAUUCACGACUGCUGCUACAAACACCUAAAGCAACAGAGAUGUCAUGUCCUUGUGGACAGAUACAACUACAACUAUAACGAUGGGAACAUUGAGUGCUGUGGGGGGAGCCAGUGUGAAAAGAAGAUUUGCCAGUGUGACAAGGAACUUGCCCUCUGCCUGCAGCGAAAUCUGGGGAGCUACCAGAAGAGCUACCGUUCCUAUUGGAAGUUCCUCUGUCAAGACAAGAAUCCAGAAUGCUAAAUGAAACCCUCCUUUAUUUUUAGUGGGAAGAGAGCUUAGAUGGGGUUCUAACUCUGCUGUGAAGCCUUAAAAAAAAAAAAAAAGCAAAACAAAAACCAGAACCUAUUACAUUGGUUUUGAGAAGUCACUUCAAAAUAGACUGGAAUCUUUGAAGUAAAUUUUUUAGAUUUCAUGGUACUCUGGGUAUUCUAUAUGGGUCUUCUAGCUCUGACAUUCUGUGUUCUAAGACUCUUCUAUACUUUUAAGGGUACUCCCAACUCUAACAUUCUGUGUUCUAAUAUCCUUCUAGCUCUGAUAUUCUGUGUUCUAAAGACUCUCCCAGUUCUAACAUUCUCUAGUCUGAGGACUCUCCCAGUUCUGACUUCUUUGUCUAAGGGCCUUCUCAGCUCUGAUAUCCUGUGUUCUAAGGACCUUCCCAGCUCUGACAUUCUAUGUUCUAAGGGUCCUCUCAGAUUUGCUAUUCUGGGUUCUAAGAUUCCUUUCAACUCCAUACUCUACAUUCUAAGAUUCCUCCUGCUCUGAUAUUCUGUGUUCUAAGUUCCUUCCAGUACUGACAUUCUCAGUUCUAAGAGCCCUCCCAGUUCUAACAUUCUAGGUCUAAGGUCUCUUCCAGAUCUGACAUUCUCUACUCUGGGGGCUCUCCCAACUCUGACUUUCUGUGUUCUAAGUGUUCUUUCAGCUUUGAUAGUCUGGGUUCUAAGAUCCCUCUCAACUCUCAUACUCUAGGUUCUAAGGUCCCUCCUGUUCUGAUAUUCUCUGUUCUAAGGUCCUCCCAGUUCUGACAUUCUGUGACAUUUUCUAUACUAAGGUCCUUCCAGGCCUGACUUUCCAUGAUUGAUUGUCCAUUCUGAGCACUAUCAGCCUCCCUGGAAUAAGUAUGUGGCUAUCCAAGAUCACUUUUCUGGGAAGAUAAUGAUUAAUUAUCUUCUGUUUUUUAAACCAAAAGAUGGGUACUUUUUUAGUCACAUCUUUCAGCCAGAUGUGUGGUCCUCACUCCUGGGAUCUAGGAGCAACCUUUCCCUUCUGAUUCCUAGCUGCAGAAAAUGGGGGGGAAGCAAUCAGACAUGCUCUUCACUGCCUGCCUUGGAAAAGUCAGGCUAGGCAAUUUUCCAAUGGCUAAAGUGCCCCCAUUGUCUUCCACAGGGUCAUGAUUCCUCCCAAUCCUACAAGAUACUUUGUGACAAUGAUAACUGGUCAAUAAUCAAUGAACAUUUAUUAAGUGCCUACUAUAUGCCAAGUAUAGUGGAGAUGCAAAAACAUGCACAUAUGUAAGGCAAAUAGAGUCAAGUGACUUGCCCAAAGUCACACAGCUACUAAGUGUCUUAGGCUGGAUUUGAAUUUAGGGCUUCCUAACUGUAAAACCAGCUCUCUAUCCACUAAGCUACUUAACUGUCUUGUUUCUUUGGCUUCCUUUAAAACUUAGUCCCAGCUAAAAAAGACUUUUCCUAGUUCCUUUGCUCCUCCCUUUCCCUUUCCCUUUCUUAUUUCCCCCCUACUCUAAAUGUAUCUUGAAUAUACCUAUUCAUUGACAAGUCAUCUUCCUCAUUAGAAUGUGGGCUGCUUUAGGACAACAAUUGGUUUUUGUUUUGUCUCUUCGUUGCCUGUGCUAUGGGCCUAGCAUAGAGUUAGGGCAUUUUGGAAUGUUUGUUGAUAAAUUACUAGCAGUUCACUGAAGAGAUGUGGGAUUUCUACACAUCUGUCCUGUUCUGUAGACUGUUCUGAGACUAACUUCUUUUUUUUUAAUAAUAGUUUUUUUAAUUUUCAAAAUACAUACAAAGAUUAACAUUCACCUUUGUGUUCCAUCUUUUCUCCCUAUUUUCCCAUCUUCCCCUUUCCCUAGACUGUAAGUAAUCCAAUAUAGAUUAAAGAUGUGCAAUUUUUAAAAACAUAUUUCUACAUUUCUCAUUACACAAGAAAAAUCAGAUUGAAAAGGAAAAAAUGAGAAAGAAAAAAAAAGCAAGCAAACAACAACAAAAAUGGUGAAGACACUAUGUUGUGAUCCACAUUCAGUCCCCAUAGUAUUCUUUCUGGAUGCAAAUGGCUUUCUCCAUCACAAGUCUAUCAGAAUUGGCCUGAAUCACCUCAUUGUUCCAAAGAGUCAUGUCCAUCAGAAUUGAUCAUCCCAUAAUCUUAGUGUUGCUGUGUACAAUGUUCUCUUGGUUUUGUUCCCUAUAGCCUCUUUCUAGAACUUUACUGAGGCCUAGAGAAGGCAGAUGACUUGUGUGUGAUUGCAAUGAUAAUAAAUAGCAAAACCAAAGUUCUCA